CUGAGCAGAACGUCAAGUCGUCGAUGGCGACGGAGCGUACCAAGGGCUUCUGCCAUGUGGUGGCAUCGUCCAACCUGCGCGAUGGUUUCUCCCACCUCAUCCAGACGGCAGGCCUGGGAGGCAUGAAACACAACACAGUCCUCAUGGCCUGGCCCGGCACCUGGAAACAGUCGAAUGACCCUGUAUCCUGGAAGAACUUCAUAGAAACUGUGAGGGAGACCACGGCGGCAAAUCAGGCAUUACUGGUGGCCAAGAACGUGGACAGCUUCCCCCACCAACACGGAUCGCUUGGGCGAGGCACCAUAGACGUGUGGUGGAUCGUCCACGACGGAGGACUGCUCAUGCUGCUACCCUUCCUCCUCCGCCAGCACAAGGUCUGGAGGAAGUGUAAGAUGCGUAUCUUCACGGUGGCUAAUAUGGAUGACAACAGUAUUCAGAUGAAGAAGGACCUGCAGAUGUUCCUCUACCACCUCCGUCUGGACGCUGAGGUGGAGGUGGUGGAGAUGCACGACAGCGACAUCUCAGCCUUCACCUAUGAGAAGACCCUGGUGAUGGAGCAGCGCUCUCAGAUGCUGAAACAGAUGCAGCUGUCGCGGACGGAGAGGGAGAGAGAGGCCCAGCUGAUCCACGACAGAAACACGGCGUCCCAUUCCGCGCUCAAUGACAAGCCCGACACCGGCCCUGACCGAGUCCACAUGACGUGGACCAAGGAUAAGUUCCUCUCCGAGCGCAACCGCAACCGCUCCGAGGUCAACAUGGGUGUGCGCGACCUCUUCAACAUGAAGCCAGAGUGGGAGAGUCUGAACCAGUCCAACGUGCGCCGGAUGCACACUGCGGUCAAGCUGAAUGAGGUGGUGGUAAACCGGUCACAAGGAGCCCACCUGGUCCUGCUCAACAUGCCGGGGCCGCCCAAGAACAGAGGGGGUGACGAGAACUACAUGGAGUUCCUGGAGGUUCUGCUUGAGGGUCUCAACCGGGUCCUCCUGGUCCGCGGGGGCGGCCGCGAGGUCAUCACUAUCUACUCUUAAACACUCAUUCCCACGAAAUGGCCACGGCAAUAGAUGGCAUUUUAGGGAGAAAUAAUCCUUUGGGUUGCUGUGGGAUUGUCGGAGGGGGGUGGGCAUGGUAUUGGACAGAGGACUUCUUGACCUCGGAAGGGACGACCAGUCAGGGUUGUGUGAUGUGAUGGCAAUCGCCCUGAUUCGUGGAGAGCACAGGUGUCCUGGGGCCUGCCUAUCACGCCGAGCGACUGGAGGAUACAGCAUUCAUACACUUUAACUUUUUAAUUUGACACGUGUUGAUGUUUAUUGUUCAGAUUUUCUUAUUCUCUCCUCACUCUGUGUGUGUGUGUUGAGUUGUCAUGUAUGUUCAUGGUAAUUGUGUACCAUGGACCCUAGUCAUGUGUAAUGCACUAUGUAGGGAAUCAUCAUUUAGUUUGUCCUCAUUUUGAUUCAAAUUGAUGUCACCCGGCUGCCUCUAAGGUAUCUCUCAGCUCAGAAAUACAUCUCCUAUGAACCCUGAAAUAGAUGAAUAUUUCCUGGUCCAUCUAAUAUCGGUAUGAACCAAAUAGAAACAUUUUGCCUUGGAAUAUCAUGCUUCGGUGAAUCGUUGCAGUAUCCUAGAGUGGAUGGAGGUGGCAAGUCCAAAACAAAGCUUACUUUUAUUUCAAAUCUGUCCCACACAUCAAGUUGUUGCUAUAGCUUUCCUGAGCUCUGUUGUCGCUUGAUUAUUAAAGGUGGGGGUCACAUUGGGUGUAUGUGUGUGUGGUGGGGGGCUUUGGCAUGGGAUAGGCCAAGGAUUUGUCUGUGCAAUAGAUUCUGUUGAUGUGGUGACCUUGCAGACAUCUCACUAAGCCCUGAGACACUGAAGGUGGUUCACCUUGCCUGGGAGGUCUCCUAAAUGGACCCUGUGGUAUUGGCUCUGUAGCAUUGGUCAAAGCCCCCCAAUUACAGCCGUUGCAUUGGGAAGAUAGCCAUACUAUAUACUAUUGUAUUUAGCCCUUGUUGACUGUAUGUUACACACAGUACACGCAUUACGCAUAUUUAUAUAAAGAUUCACAAAGUUGCGAUUUAUUGGAAAUUGUAUUCAAGGGUGCAGGGUAUGGAAAUGACUUUUUGUUGUAAAGAUCCUAUGUUCAGGAGUGCUGGUUUAAAUUCACGUGCUGUUCCACAGCGUAACAAGUCUAGGACAACUGGGGUACUUCCCCUACCAGAGCCCUUUAGAUCUAUGCAUCAACGUACAGGACAAAUCAUGAGCUGGUUUGACACUACAGCUCAAUCUGACCGAAUCAUCAACUAAAAGAAUUGGUCAAUUGUCUUCGACCCUCAAUCAGAAACAAAAGGUUGUUGUUGGAGCCAUCUUGCCAAAUAGUGUGCCCCCCCCCGGCCAAAUAGAUAUAGCAACGGACGCUAAUGGUUUAGAGGGGCACACUAUUUGGCAUGACCGAACCACUGUUUUGUCCGUUUUAGGUGUCAUUAGGGACAUCGUCAACACACAGCAUUUUGCUCCGUCUUUUCGAUUUACAGUACUGCAGUACUUUCUGUUCACUGCAUAGUUUAGCUCUGCUAAUAGACGUCUUUAGGCUGGGGAUGCUAUCACAGGGGUUGGGUUAAAUGCAGAA
Molecule: messenger RNA, 2620 nt
Organism: Oncorhynchus keta (chum salmon)
Lineage: Eukaryota; Metazoa; Chordata; Actinopteri; Salmoniformes; Salmonidae
Product: solute carrier family 12 member 7-like
Exons: 9
Coding region: 24-1028 (334 amino acids)
Biological process (GO): chemical synaptic transmission; chloride transmembrane transport; potassium ion homeostasis
Cellular component (GO): membrane
Molecular function (GO): potassium:chloride symporter activity
Source: RefSeq, a predicted model, not a curated record